AUGGGUUCAGAAGGCGAGGGCGAGAAACAAAGACGGGCACCGCCAAGAACGAAGUCGGUGGGUGCUGCUGAUGACUUGGUGAGCGUUACUGUCAAAAAGCUCGAUCCAGAACAGAAAGCUGGAAUCAAGCUUGUGCAAAAAGGUGGAGCUCUAUUUGUUUCAAAGGUAUUGAAGGGUGGUUUAUUUCAAGGAUCAGAGAUUCAAGAAGGGGAUAAGAUUCUUUCAUUGAAUGGACAUCGUCUAAAAAGAGGAGAGACUGCUAAUGACUUUAUGAAUAGGUUGGAUGACAUGAAAGAGAAGAUGACGGUGGUUGUGAAGAAAAUAGAUGCUGCACCAACAAGCGCUGCACGAUCCUUGUCGCCGGGCGCAGCCCGAAGGCGGAGGAGGAAGUUAGUGAAGGAUGAAGAAGGCAUUUCACGUGACCGGGAAGAUCAUGAUCAAUUUCGUUUCCGAGCUGAGAAGCUCUACUCCAAGCAAACUGGUGGGCUCAUGUUCUGCAAAAUUGAGCCGAAUUUAUUCGUCAGUGGAAUUGCAUCGGAUAGCAUCUUCAAAGAUACAGGAUUAGCUGUGGGUGACAGGGUUGCGAGCGUGAAUGAUGUCAACUUUCUCACCUAUGCCGAUGGUAAAUAUGCCGCCACCUUGCUGAAACGAGGCGAGGGCGGGGUCAGUCUUGUGGUCGAAAAGGGAUGGACUACUUGGGACCCAAAAUUUACAGACAAAAAACACGACAAACCAUCCAAGGAAGAACCACCGGAAGAACAGAAGAGGGAGACAAAGGCGGAAUCCAAAGAUAUAGGGAUCAAGGCUCCACUUCGACAAGCUAGUGCUGAUGGCGAGGUGUUGAGAGACGAGUUCCUUGGGAAGACGAAGGAGAAGCCGACGCACGAAGACGGGAAAGGUCCAAACGGAUUGCGAUUUCUGGAACACAGGGGCGAUUUUCUAUGUGUAACAAUCAAGAAAAAGUCUGAAAAGCAUCCUGGCCUCAAGAUAAGAGAGUCCAAGGGGAUGUUUCUUUUGAAGAAAGUUCCAAGCUACGAGAAGAGAGUCGCGCUCGGCUCUCGUGUCUUGGCCAUCAAUGGAAGCAGCUUCAAGACAGAAGAGGAAGCUCAAGAUUUGAUUGAUCAAACGAGGGACAAAGUUGUUUUAAUCAUUGACUUCGAGCAGCCAGUGCUGCAGGAAUGUCCAUCCUGUAAAAAGUGGUUGUUUCCGAAUGGGGAAGAGUAUAAAGAGUAG
Cylindrotheca closterium is the source of this 1233-nucleotide messenger RNA. The record is from the annotation of a GenBank genome assembly. NCBI's taxonomy places the organism in Eukaryota, Bacillariophyta, Bacillariophyceae, Bacillariales, Bacillariaceae.